Mya arenaria is the source of this 1560-nucleotide messenger RNA. RefSeq lists its product as uncharacterized. The record is from RefSeq and is a predicted model, not a curated record. The transcript has 2 exons. Lineage: Eukaryota; Metazoa; Mollusca; Bivalvia; Myida; Myidae. The coding region runs from base 334 to 1077 and encodes 247 amino acids.
GCUAAGGAAGUAUAAUAAACAUUUGUUAUUGGUCCCAGGUGAGAGCAAGCCCAUUUAUUGUGAUUUUCAAAUUCAGUUUAUGAAAAUAAGACAAAAUAACAUAAUGGAGUACGUUCGAUAAGCAUUGAAAUUAGUGUUUUUUACUGUGAUAAGGAGCUUAAUCUUCCGCACUGAGUUUUACGUAUUUUCCUGAAGAAAAGGAAAUAAUUUUCUUAGAAGAAAAAAAACAAUUUUUCUGCAGGUCAGAGGCUAAAAACAUUUGAGCACAGAUAUUUUCAAAGUACUGUAGUUAAUUACAGAGUUGUGUAUAUUGACAGUCUUCAACAAGCAACAAUGCCUAGAGUUGAGUACGAAAUGCUCUUUCACAGUAGGAAUCCGGAGAGAGGAUAUACUUCAAAUUUGGCAAAAUUAUACGAAGAGGGCGACGAUAUUGAAGAACUCACAAUAACUAAGAAACAUGAACAUUCCGAAAAUGGUGAACCGCCUGAAAAAAAAACUGAUAAGAAAAAGAGUAAAACCUACAGAGAAAAAGUACCGUUUACAUUCAAAGAAUCUGUGAAAGUGCUAGUCCUACAUGUGAAGAGAAUUCUUCAAAAAAUUUCUGAAAAAAGGGGGCCCGUUGAAAAGUUUGUUGUUGGUAAAACACACGCCAGAAAACUGAAAAAAGUACCGUUUGAUCCUUUCAAAUUUAACUCAUGGCGACUUGCCGAUGGCGUUAACGGACGGUGGAGGAAUUUCUACGAAAAGGAAGGAUACCACGGUUUGAUUGUUCUCUGUGCAAUAACAAAGGAUCUCCUCCCAAGGCAAGACUCAAAUAACAAGCCUCAGUUGCGUCUCACGCCGUCUGCAUCUGCGUCUCUCCAUGAAGCAGACGACAGCGAGGAGGAAGUUGAAUGCGAGCUCUACCACCAGCAGCACUAUAUUCUCGCCCUUGAACAGCAGCUCAUCCACUAUUUCGCCUAUGUGGAACAGGAUCCACGCCUGGGAAAUCUGUCCGUGUCCACCGGAGGUAUGGAGCGACAAAACGCCAUCGCUGGUGUCCUCUAUGUCGCAUUCAAACUGAAAACAGAAGAAUAAAACAAGGAGUGUUGACUAUGUGUUUGUACCCCAAGGAUGAAUGUAACAAACUCAUAUCAUUAAAAUAUUAAAUCAGUUUCUUUAGAAAAAUUAUAGCGGCUGAAGAAUGUUUGGACAUUAAUACAGAUUUACUUUGUAAACGUUUUGUUUUGAUAAUGUCAUCAUUUAACCCGCUUAUAUGGAGCACAGAAGAAUUUAUAAAAGCAUCUUUGGGUUAUUUUCAGAGAAUAGAAACAGAAAAGCACAAUGACUCUUACGUUUCAUAUUCAAUUUUCUUUAAAAAUAGCAUUUGUUCUUCAUGUCAUGUACAAACUGACAAACGUAUAGUUGUAUCUAUUAUACACUGGAGCAUUAUUUUUACGGACGAAGCACGGAAAUCAAUCUCUUUUAUGAGUGUAAAAUAUUUAGAUAAAAAACAACGACAAUGUAUUGAUAUGAUACCAAAUUUUAAUUAGCAAACGACAUGCAAACCGAAAUAAAUUU